This is a messenger RNA of Colletotrichum chrysophilum, 1545 nucleotides long. RefSeq lists its product as uncharacterized. The record is from RefSeq and is a predicted model, not a curated record. The coding region runs from base 1 to 1545 and encodes 514 amino acids. Gene Ontology annotation, molecular function: iron ion binding; oxidoreductase activity, acting on paired donors, with incorporation or reduction of molecular oxygen; monooxygenase activity. The transcript is spliced from 3 exons. Gene Ontology annotation, biological process: sterol metabolic process. NCBI's taxonomy places the organism in Eukaryota, Fungi, Ascomycota, Sordariomycetes, Glomerellales, Glomerellaceae.
AUGUCGGUCUCGACGCUCCUCUCGACGGCUCUGCACCCGCAGAACUGGCCGACGAGCAUCUGGGUGCUCCUCCUCACGGGGGUCGCCUACGCGGUGGGCUUCCUCGCGUACCGGCCGUCGUUCCCGCGCAACGCGCCGAAGCUGUUCAAGGGGUACCCCGUGCUGGGGGCGCCGCGGUUCUUCACGGACCGGGGGAACUUCCUGACGGAGGGCCGGCGGUUUGGGCGGUCGGGGAACUGGAGCUUUUAUUUUGGCAAGAUGAGGAUUGUAGGGUUGUCGGGGGAGCCGGGGCGGAAUCUGUUUUUUGAGAGUCGGGAGUUGGAUUUUACAAAGGGGUAUGGCGCCCUCUUCAACGCGACGCCCAAGAUCGAAGUAUCCCCCGACCAAUCCGUCGAGGAGGACUUCGCAGCCAAGUUCAACCGCCUCAUCGUCCGGCUCCUACGCAAAGAACAGCUCUGCAAACGUCUACACCUCCUCGUCCGCGACACGCACGACACGACCAAACGCCUCGCCGCCCGGCCCUCCAAGAUCAGCGACCCGUUCGAGGACAUGUACCGGCUCGUGUUCCAGCUGACGAUGCGCAUGGUGGGCUGCGACGAGAUCGCCGAGGACGACGCGCUGCUCGUCAAGACGCUGCGCAUCUUCGAGGGCAUCGACGCGGCCAGCACCGCCACGAAGGUCAUGUUCCCGUGGAUGCCGACCAUCGGGCACUUCCGGCGCGUGUACUCGGGCGCGCAGAUGUACAUGAUCCUGGAGCGGGUGAUCAAGGAGCGCAAGGCGAGGGGUGUGGACGGGAGCGAUGCGCUGCAGUACCUGACGGACGAGGGGUACACGACGGUCGAGAUGGUGGCGUUUAUUGUUGGCGCGCUGUUUGCGGGUUUGAUUAAUAGCGGGAUCAACGCGGCGUAUUUGCUGUGCUUUUUGGGCGCGAACGAGGAGUGGUAUGGGCGUGUGCAGGCGGAGGUGGACUCUGUGAUUGCGAAGCACCGGCGCAGCGAGGAGGAGACGCCCGAGGAGGUGUUUGCGAGGUUUGAGGUGGAGGACUGGGAGGCGGAGUUCCCGAUGGUGGAUCUGGGGCUGAAGGAGACGAUUCGGCACACGAUCACGGGGUGCGGGUUCCGGUAUAACGGGACCGGGAAGGAUAUCCCGAUCGGGGACUCGGGGGAGGUGGUCCCGGCGGACGCGUUUGCGGUGUAUCACUUUGAUGAUACGCAUAUGAGUGAGAGGUUCUUCCCGGAGCCGUUGAGGUGGGACCCCGGGAGGUUUUUGCCGCCGCGGGAGGAGGAUAAGAGGGAUCCGAGGGCGUUCAACGGGUGGGGGAGCGGGCGGCAUCCGUGUUUGGGGAUGAGGUUUGCCAAACUGGAGACGUUCGUGGCGACGGCGAUCUUCGUGGCCAAGUUUGACUACCACCUGUGCGAUGCGGACGGCAAGAGAAUGGACAAGGUGCCGGAGGACUCGGUGGACCGCAACACGCACUCUGCGUCGAAGCCGAGGAACAACCUGUACUUGAAGUAUACCGAGAGGACGCGGUGGGCGAGGGCGUGA